AUGUCUGUCAUACGAGUACCCCUAUCGGAACCUAGGUUUUCGACAUUGUCGCCGACUACUACAUCAUCAACUGCUGAGCCAUCCCAUGCCCAACCCAAGAUCGUCUUCACCAGGCAGUUGUGGGAGAGAACGAUGCCAUCUGCAGAACACGACGACUUGAGUACAAAUUCCCAAGGUAUCGCAAGUGACGGAGGUGUCAAUUCGCGCAGGGUGUCGACCAACAUAUCCAUCGCUCCGCAAUUGCAGCACUCACCCAAAUCGCGGCUGUCGGACACGCCGCUGACGCCUGAAGAGUCACCGCCUUUUCGCGACCAUCGGAAGAGGAGCGCCGACGCUCUUGACCAGGAGGAGAUUCAAGACGUGAGCCCUUCGCAUACCAGAGACGAAAGUACAGAGUCCUUGGUCAACUUCUGUCUGUGCCAGCCCGAGCCAAAGGUCCCCAGACCCAGGAACGGUCAGUACACGAGACGUCUUGCUGCUAUGUAUCUUGGAAAUGCUGACAGAUCACANGCGUUCAUCCUCUACCGCCAAAACCACCAGGCUGCUGUAGUCGCUCAGAACCCAGGUCUUGCCAAUCCUGAGAUCUCAAAGAUCAUUGGCGAGCAGUGGAGAAACGAGCCCGAAGGAGAGAAGAAUCGGUGGAAGGCAUACGCAGAGGAAGAGAAGUUACAGCACCAACAGAGAUAUCCGUCUUACAGAUACCAGCCCAAGAGAUCAGGACGGCGAGGCAGUGUCUCGUCUGAAUCAGGCUUCUCGCAAUCAGACCACCGCAAGUGCCAGAAGUGCGGUGGCCGAACCAUCAUCCAUCCCACACCAAGCACACCUUCUUCGGCACGAGAACGACUUGANGAACCCCGCAGUCUGGAAACAAGUCCUUCGUCAGCCUAUCCUCACCCUCCACGUCUGAACGCAUUCCAACUUCCCCCUCCAACGCCAUCGUCGACCACAACCCCUUCCACCCGCUAUCUGCCUAUGCUCAACAACCUUUCUCUGUCAUCUCCACAUUCUCGCAACAUGAGCAACGGACACCCCUCACAGCCAUUCAUGGUCCAGCGUGGCGAAGACGAGCACUCAUCCAUCCUAUCACCUGACUCGAAGCGACGCAGAUUCGAAUCACCACAAGGAACAUAUGUUAUGUCGACGCGAACCAUGCCACCGCGACAGAAUGCAGGCCCUGGCACCCCAUUUCCCUUUGGCCCACAAGGACAGCCUCAUAUCCAGCAAAACCAACAAAUGGGUCUACCUCAUCAAUUCCCGCCUCCACCUGGUGCGCAGCAUGUCCGCAGAGAGAGCCUACCACGACCAGCUGAUCUUCUACGAGGACCAGUACCACCAAACAUGAUGGGACCACCGCCUCGUCCUGGGCCAGGCUACUCGCAGCAUCGAGCGAGCCAAGGUCAACGCACAGGUGGACCAGAGCUCAGUUUGACACUACCNCCUUUGCAAGCCGGCACCAUGUCUGGCCCUCCGACAUCCACCAGAGUAGGGCCCGGACAGCCGCCGAGCGGCAACAGAGGUAGCGAUCCCAAGGAGCUUGACAGGCGUAGUGUGGGUGAGAUCAUCGUGUCAAUGUCUUUCAUGGCCAAGGUGCAGAUCCUCGGUCGAGUUGCACCGCCUCUCUCUACAAGCGACCACAACAAGUCGCGGGCCACCAUCAUCGCCAUUGAGGGUGAUGACUCAGAAGCGGCGCGCAACGUGACAGACUGGCUCGAAGAGUUCCUGGGCCGUGAAGGUGACAUGGUUGUCAAGGUGGUCGAUGGCCCCAAGCUACCAGAAGGCAAGGACGGACGUGAGGUCGAAAUCCCAGAGCUACUGCGAACUGUGGCCGAAUGGCAUGAGAACGGCAAGAAGAUUGAACAAGUAGCUCGCGGAGACAAGGAGAGAAAGGAUAGCGACAGCAGUUCACAAUCGGGCUCAGUGCCUGACGGCGAGGCCAUGGAAGUCGACUCGUCUCAUGGCAGCAGCAGGGUGGUGAUACUACUGCGCACGUACACGGUGACAGCGUCCAACGUCUUUGCAUCGCGGGUGGCCAUCAAGGACGCGUACAAGGCAGCAGACCACUGGCAGUGGACGGCGACGUUGUGGCGCGGAAUCGUCGGACCGGACAUGACGGUUUAUGUCAAGGAGGCUGACAAGACGGAAGAUGGAGGAAAAGGCGGAGUGGAGAUCAAGGAGGAGAAUCGGAUCAUGGCGGUUCGCCGUUUCAAGGGCAGUGAAGAGAACGGCGGAGUUGAGGGAAUCGAAGCGGGUACAUUGCGACGUCUCGGAUUUGAGGUGGGUGAAUGGGUCAGGAGUGGAGGGGCAGCAAAGAAGGAGUAG
Aureobasidium vineae is the source of this 2319-nucleotide messenger RNA. The record is from the annotation of a GenBank genome assembly. Lineage: Eukaryota; Fungi; Ascomycota; Dothideomycetes; Dothideales; Saccotheciaceae.